Lathyrus oleraceus (garden pea) is the source of this 1288-nucleotide messenger RNA. RefSeq names its product ervatamin-B. Gene Ontology annotation, molecular function: cysteine-type peptidase activity. The record is from RefSeq and is a predicted model, not a curated record. Gene Ontology annotation, biological process: proteolysis. Lineage: Eukaryota; Viridiplantae; Streptophyta; Magnoliopsida; Fabales; Fabaceae. Bases 12 to 1139 code for a protein of 375 amino acids. The transcript is spliced from 4 exons.
UCUAAUAAAAGAUGAGGAUUUCCUACACCUCAAAUUCAAUUCGCUUCUUCAUCAUCUUCACUGUUUUCUUAUUUAUAUACUUUUCCUUCCUAAAGAAAAAAACUAAUCAUGAUUUUAAUAUAUCUUCACAUUUCGAGAUCCCAACCAAUAAGUACUCUUCUAUAUUGGGUCCUAAACUUGAUAAGCUUCCUAAUCAAGAUGAUGCUAAAAAAUUAUUUCAACUAUGGAAGAAAGAACAUGGACGAGUUUACCGUGAUCAAGAAGAGGCAGAAAAGAAAUUUGAGAUAUUUGUUACAAAUUUGAAGUAUAUCACAAAGAGCAAUGCAAAGAGAGAGUCGCCUCAUAGCGCACUUCUUGGUCUGACCAAAUUUGCUGAUUUGAGCUUGAAGGAGUUCAAAGAAAAAUACAUGACCAUGAACACUAACACCAUGAAUAUUGUAAACAACGAUGAUGUUCAUGACUUAACAUGUAGUAAUCCACCUCAAUCCUGGGAUUGGAGGAAAGAAAAAGCUGUUACUUCUGUUAAAAGUCAAGGCACUUGUGGUAGUUGCGCUUCAUUUUCAGCAGUCGGUGCCAUUGAAGGAAUAGUUGCAAUAGUAACAGGGAAGCUUCUCGACCUUUCAGCGCAAGAGCUUGUGGAUUGUGUAGGUAAUGGUUGCACAGGGGUAUAUGUGUACCAGGCCCUCCAAUGGGUUUUCAAUAACAAAGGAGUUGCAUUGGACAGUAAAUACCCUUAUACAGGAGUGGUGGCGCCGUGCAAAGCCUCAACGAUUCCAAACAGUGCAACUAGUAAGAUUGAUUCAUUUUAUCACGUCGACAAAUCAGAGAAGGCACUAUUGUGUGCAGUUGCUAAACAACCAAUUAGUAUCUGUAUUUAUGCAGCCACAGAAGAAUUUCAACAUUACUACAAUGGAAUACUUGUAGGUAAAGGUUGUCCGGUGGAUUCUACAGAAAUAAAUCACUGCAUGUUAAUAGUGGGCUAUGCCACUCAAGAAGGUCAAGAUUAUUGGAUAGUAAAGAACUCAUAUGGCACAAUUUGGGGAAUGGAUGGUUACAUGUUUAUAAAAAGAAACACUGAUAAAAAGUAUGGAGUGUGUGCAAUUAAUGCAUGGGGUACAUACCCAAACAAAAACAAAUGAGCAUCUGAGAACUAAAACUCUAAAUUGAUAAAUAAGUUAAAGCAAAAUUUACAGUUUUGUGAGUCGAGAGUUUGUUGUGUCAUUUUUCUUGUUAAAUGUUGUUAAGCAUAAUUAAUAAAUAAAUAGAAAGAUAUUGAAGUUUCUCGGUC